UCUAGCCCUGUGAUUGGCUGUGCCGGCGGGGAAGCUACCUGGCUGUGGUUUGCUGUGGCGAGUGGUCGAUUUCCUAUUCGCUACAAGGGGAGACGCGACCAAUCACAGGAUAUCAACCCCGUUGAGGCAUGAUGGAACAGUUCCAGGGAAAUGUGGUGUCAACUGUCAAUCAAACCAUCACGACAGACCAGAUCGCUGCCAUCCAGAGUCAGCUACAACAACAGAGGCCUCAAGCUCAGGUGACCGUGCAGGCUGCCCAGCAAACCUCGGCUAGUGGGGCACUGACGGUGACCAGUCCCAGCACACCUGUCAGCCUGACGCAGACAGGGCAGCCGCAGCAGCUGCAGCUGCAGCUGGGGGGCCAGCAGGUGCCAGGACAGGUGGUACAGGUUUCGGGUGCGCAGGGCCAGCAGGCUGUGACAGCAGGACAGCAGAUCAUGGUACAGCUGCCCCAGCAGGGUGGACAGCAGCCCCAGACCAUCACCAUCCCCGUGUCAGGGACCAACCAGCUGCAGCAGAUCCAGGUGCUGCAGCCGCAGCAGGUGCAGGUGCAGCAGUCCGGACAGCAGCAGCAGCAGGUGCAACAAGUUGGCCUUAUCCAGAAUGCCCAGGGGCAGAUCAUCAUACAGCAGCCUGUGCAGGGGGGACUGGUUGCCGGGCAACAGCUAGGCACCACGCCCGACGGCCAGGCCAUUUUCUACCAACCUGUGACUGGAAACGAUGGAACGAUCCAAGUCCAGCAGGGCCAGGCACAGACACCUCAGAGUGGUGUUAUACAGGUGCCCACAGCUGUAAACUUGAACCAGAGCCAGGUGCUGACGACCCCUACGGUUGCAGCAGCUGCCACCUCCACCCCCCUGCCCCAGCCCAUGACUAUCCAGACUGUGCCUGCUGUAGCUGGGACCACACUCAACACCUCAGGAGGGCAGGUGGUCAUGAUGGUGCCAGGUGCAGGCGGUGUGCCCACCAUGCAGAGAAUACCCCUGCCUGGAGCUGAGCUGCUGGAGGAAGAACCGCUGUACGUCAACGCCAAGCAGUACCACCGCAUCCUGAAGAGGAGACAGGCUCGCGCCAAGCUGGAGGCAGAGGGAAAGAUCCCCAAGGAGAGGAGGAAAUAUCUCCAUGAGUCCAGACAUCGGCAUGCCAUGAACAGGCAGCGUGGGGAGGGGGGCCGCUUCCACUCAGGAGAAGGCUUUGAAGACGAGUCAGGCCAUGGCGGGUUCUUUUCACAGACGUCACUGAACGGCAGCCUGACCACCACGUCCAGCAGCUCCUUCAGCACGAUACCGGAGAUGCUCCAGACGACCACGUCCACCGCGGCCGCCAUGAUGCAGACACCCAUCCUGCUGGAGGGCGGACAGACCGCCAACAUGGUGGGGUUACCGGCGGGCGUCCUGGACACAGCCCAGCCUCAGUAGCAGUCAUGUCAACAGAAGUCAAACAUACAAUCAGUCAACUGUUUUUUUAAUUUAAAAAAAUACAAAAAUGUAGACUCAGUCCUUUAAACAAUUCUCUCACUACUUUUGACAUGGAAGUCUAGUGAUAAGUCAUAGGUACCUUGAAGUGUGUACAUUAUUACGGAGUGACCUUGGAUAACUGCCUCAAGGUCACGUCAGAAGUUUUGGAUCGGUUAUCCUAUGGAAUGUUGAAGAGUUGGUCAAAAAAUUUCAAGCGCAUAGGUUACGUUGAUCAUAAUGUAACAUAGAAACACACUUUGAUUACACACUGUUUGAUU
Messenger RNA from Branchiostoma belcheri (Belcher's lancelet), 1735 nucleotides. Its product is annotated as nuclear transcription factor Y subunit alpha-like. Gene Ontology annotation, molecular function: DNA-binding transcription factor activity, RNA polymerase II-specific; RNA polymerase II cis-regulatory region sequence-specific DNA binding. The coding region runs from base 129 to 1418 and encodes 429 amino acids. The record is from RefSeq and is a predicted model, not a curated record. Gene Ontology annotation, biological process: regulation of transcription by RNA polymerase II. Gene Ontology annotation, cellular component: CCAAT-binding factor complex. Lineage: Eukaryota; Metazoa; Chordata; Leptocardii; Amphioxiformes; Branchiostomatidae. The transcript is spliced from 9 exons.